CCCGUCGUGCACGCAGUUCCCAACACUUCUCGUCAUCCUCUCUUUGGUCUCUUUAUUCUGCUGAGCGGUGCUGUUAGGAUUUCUUUUUUUCCCCUGACCACGUUCGCUAUGGGAGCAAGAGAGCUGAAGGACAGCCAGUUUCCCCAAAAUUGGUUUCUUUACUGCAGGACUUCUCAGAACCUUUAAUAUGCUAAUGUGCAUUGUGAAUCUCCAAGAGGGGGAUAUGAUAUGCAGCAUUCUUGAAUACUUCUAAUGACAGGGAGCCCACUACCUCAUAAGCUGCAGUGAGAAGAGGAGUUUGUUAUUUUAAACGGAGGCUGAAGAAACUGUAGACUUAGCAGACAUAAGAGAAAGUGGAGAAGGUGGAGGAUGGAGUUGCAGACUCUACAGGAGGCUCUUAAAGUGGAAAUUCAGGUUCACCAGAAACUGGUUGCUCAAAUGAAGCAGGAUCCACAGAUAUUUUUUCUUUCCAAUCAGAAUGCUGAUUUAAAGAAACAGCUUCAUGAACUCCAAGCCAAAAUCACAGCUUUGAGUGAGAAACAGAAAAGAGUAGUUGAACAGCUACGGAAGAACCUGAUAGUAAAGCAAGAACAACCAGACAAGUUCCAAAUACAGCCAUUGCCACAAUCGGAAAACAAACUACAAACAGCACAGCAGCAACCACUGCAGCAGCUACAGCAACAACAGCAGUACCACCACCACCACGCCCAGUCAGCUGCACCCUCUCCCAACCUGACCGCUUCACAGAAGACUGUAACUACAGCUUCUAUGAUUACCACAAAGACACUACCUCUCGUCUUGAAAGCAGCAACUGCGACCAUGCCUGCCUCUGUUGUGGGCCAGAGACCUACCAUUGCUAUGGUGACCGCCAUCAACAGUCAGAAGGCUGUGCUCAGCACUGAUGUGCAGACCACACCGGUCAACCUCCAGACGUCUAGUAAGGUCACUGGGCCUGGGGCAGAGGCUGUCCAAAUUGUGGCAAAAAACACAGUCACUCUGCAGGUUCAGGCAACACCUCCUCAGCCCAUCAAAGUACCACAGUUUAUCCCCCCUCCUCGACUCACUCCACGUCCAAACUUUCUUCCACAGGUUCGACCCAAGCCUGUGGCCCAGAAUAACAUUCCUAUUGCCCCAGCACCUCCUCCCAUGCUUGCAGCUCCUCAACUUAUCCAGAGGCCUGUCAUGCUGACCAAGUUCACCCCCACGACCCUCCCUACCUCCCAGAAUUCCAUCCAUCCCGUCCGUGUCGUCAAUGGGCAGACUGCAACCAUAGCCAAAACGUUCCCUAUGGCCCAGCUCACCAGCAUUGUGAUAGCUACUCCAGGGACCAGACUCGCUGGACCUCAGACUGUACAGCUUAGCAAGCCAAGCCUUGAAAAACAGACAAUUAAAUCCCACACGGAAACAGAUGAGAAACAAACAGAGAGCCGUACCAUCACUCCACCUGCUGCACCCAAACCAAAACGGGAGGAGAACCCUCAGAAACUUGCCUUCAUGGUGUCUCUAGGAUUGGUAACACAUGACCAUCUAGAAGAAAUCCAAAGCAAGAGGCAAGAGCGAAAAAGAAGAACAACAGCCAAUCCAGUAUACAGUGGAGCAGUCUUUGAGCCAGAGCGUAAGAAGAGUGCAGUCACAUACCUGAACAGUACAAUGCAUCCUGGGACCCGGAAGAGAGCCAAUGAGGAACACUGGCCAAAGGUAUGUAAGAUCAUUUUUCCCCCUUUCUUUCCCUCCCCCUUUUUCCCUUUUGUUCCCUUCUCUUGGUAUAUAGGUCGUCCUCCAAAAUACAAUGCAGUGCUGGGGUUUGGAGCCCUUACCCCAACAUCCCCCCCAUCCAGUCAUCCUGACUCCCCUGAAAAUGAAAAGACAGAGACCACAUUCACUUUCCCUGCACCUGUUCAGCCUGUGUCCCUGCCCAGCCCCACCUCCACAGACGGUGAUAUCCAUGAGGAUUUUUGCAGCGUUUGCAGAAAAAGUGGCCAGUUGCUUAUGUGUGACACGUGUUCCCGUGUGUAUCAUCUGGACUGCUUAGACCCUCCUCUGAAAACGAUUCCCAAGGGCAUGUGGAUCUGUCCCAGAUGUCAGGACCAGAUGCUGAAGAAGGAAGAAGCAAUUCCAUGGCCCGGAACUUUAGCAAUUGUUCAUUCCUAUAUCGCCUACAAAGCAGCAAAAGAAGAAGAGAAACAGAAAUUACUUAAAUGGAGUUCAGACUUAAAACAAGAGCGAGAACAACUAGAGCAGAAGGUGAAACAGCUCAGCAAUUCUAUAAGUAAAUGCAUGGAAAUGAAGAACACCAUCCUGGCCCGGCAGAAGGAGAUGCACAGCUCCCUGGAGAAGGUAAAACAGCUGAUCCGCCUCAUCCACGGCAUCGACCUCUCCAAACCCGUAGACUCUGAGGCCACUGUGGGGGCCGUGUCCAACGGCCCGGACUGCACCCCCCCUGCCAUUGCCGCCACCUCCACGCCGGCCCACUCCCCCUCCUCCCAGAGCUGCACAGCGAACUGUACCCAGGGGGAUGAGACUAAAUAACAGAGCCCCGCGAGGAGAAGCCACGGGAUCCCGGCGGCAAGGAGAGCAAAAACACUGAAGACUCUAGAAAAGCAAAGCCGGAUUUCUUCUGGAAAGUACAGAAUUCUUUUGGUUCUUUGGUUCCAGAGAGAGAGAAGAUGCUUGUGCCAGGUGGCACCAGAGUUUGCCAAUUGAUCCUUCUUGUUCUGUGUGUACAUGCAAAGAUUGGACCAUGUUACAUGAAAUAGUGCCAGCUGGAGGUUCUUUGCCAGCAUCAUGCCAAGUGAAAUAAUAUAUUUACUCUCUCUAUUAUACACCAGUGUGUGCCUGCAGCAGCCUCCACAGCCACCAUGGGUUUGUUUCUGUUUUGUUGGGUGGGGAGCAGGGACGGGCGGAGGGAGGAGAGCAGGUUUCAGACCCUUAUUUGCGGAGCCGUUUGUUUAGGUAGAGAAGACGAGUCCAAAGAGUGUGUGGGCUUUCCUGUUUCUAAACUUUCACUACUAUAAAACCAAAAAAAAAAAAAAAAAAAAAAAGGAAA
Molecule: messenger RNA, 3046 nt
Organism: Herpailurus yagouaroundi (jaguarundi)
Lineage: Eukaryota; Metazoa; Chordata; Mammalia; Carnivora; Felidae
Gene: PHF21A
Product: PHD finger protein 21A
Exons: 19
Coding region: 370-2529 (719 amino acids)
Biological process (GO): negative regulation of transcription by RNA polymerase II
Cellular component (GO): histone deacetylase complex
Molecular function (GO): chromatin binding
Source: RefSeq, a predicted model, not a curated record